Messenger RNA from Symbiodinium necroappetens, 1203 nucleotides. Lineage: Eukaryota; Dinophyceae; Suessiales; Symbiodiniaceae. The record is from the annotation of a GenBank genome assembly.
AUGAUUGCCAGCCAGCGCGUUCCCGAAAUCGAGCCCCGCAAGCGGGCGCGCCACCUCUCGCCACCAAAGUUUCAGGCCACCAAGGCGGAGCUAGUAAGGCGCGCUGCCGAAGAGUAUGAGUUCGUGACGAAAUGCGACACCAAGCACAGCGAGGUGUACUACCUUCUAUGUUCGCAGUGGUUGCAGCAGUGGAAAGACUUCAUCCGAACCAAGACCUCCCCACCAGGUGCAAUUUCCAACCACAACUUGGUUGGGGCGGAUGGUUGCCCGAAGCCCAACAAACAGCCGAUCAAAGACUACCGCGGAGUGAACGAAAAGGUGUGGAAGUUUUGGCUCUCGCGCUAUGGCGGAGGUCCGGAGAUCAAGCGCCAGAAAUUGGAGUUGUACCAGCAGAAGCCACAAGCACCACAUCCUCCGCCCUCUAAGCUGGCCCCCAAAAUCGCACCGGUGGCGACCAUGCCCUCCAUGCCCCAGCCCCAGCCCCAGCCCCAGUUGCAGCCCCCUCCAAUCGCCCCAGCACAGCCGUCACAGGCACAAAAGCGAAGCGGCCCGGCCCCAAGUCAGUCUUUCGCUCCCUCAGCCCCGGCCCCCCCGGCCGUGGGCCCUCAGCCUCGGCAGUUCUCCGAGAGGGAGAAGCAGAAGCCAGCCCAGAAGCGCAAGCUCACAUGUGACAAGUGCGAUGGCAACCACGCCACGGAAGACUGCCCCCACUUCAAGAAGUCAAGAGAGCAGCAUCCAGAUGCAUGGAAUCUCGUGGGCAAGUCCCACCUGGUGGCUGCCAGCCAGGCAGACCAGAAGUUCGUGACCCGGGGCAGAGUCGUACGCCAGCCCGGAGAUGGUUCCUGUCUCUUCCAUGCCCUGGCCUUUGGCCUCGGAGGGACCUCAGCUCGUCAUUUGCGCGAAGAGGCGGCGCAGCUCAUCGAGCGGCAGCCCCAGUCUCAAAUCAUUGGCACCGCGCUCCAGGACUGGGUGAAGAUGGAUUCGGGCCGCACCGUGGGGGGCUACGUCAACCAGCUUCGCCGGGGUGCGUGGGGCGGUGGGAUUGAAUUGGCCGUGCUGGCCAAAAGCCGUAAAGUGAUGGUGGAAGUCUACGAAGCCCGAAAGGGUGGCUUUGCCCGCAUCGCCAAGUUUGGCGAGGGCCGGAAGGCGGUGCAGGUGCUGUACCAAGGCCGGCUGCACUAUGACGCGCUGCUGCUCAACUGA